Messenger RNA from Pisolithus orientalis, 1114 nucleotides. Its product is annotated as multidrug resistance protein. Lineage: Eukaryota; Fungi; Basidiomycota; Agaricomycetes; Boletales; Pisolithaceae. Bases 46 to 948 code for a protein of 300 amino acids. The record is from RefSeq and is a predicted model, not a curated record. The transcript has 6 exons. Gene Ontology annotation, molecular function: metallopeptidase activity; proteasome binding; protein binding. Gene Ontology annotation, cellular component: proteasome regulatory particle, lid subcomplex. Gene Ontology annotation, biological process: proteasome-mediated ubiquitin-dependent protein catabolic process; protein deubiquitination.
AAUUUACAUUGGCAGAAAGAACAUUUCUCAAGACUCACAAUCAUCAUGGCCGACCUAGGAAGCAUUUUUGGAAACCAAAUUAGGGCCACACGACCAUCCGUCGACGUGACUGUUCCCGACAACGGAGAAGUCAUCCAUAUCUCUUCGCUGGCUCUCUUAAAGGCACGUAUGAAAAGCUCAUGGGCCUCAUGCUCGGGGAAUUUCGUUGAUGAAUACACCGUCCAAGUGGUCGACGUAUUUGCCAUGCCGCAGUCCGGUACUACGGUCACCGUGGAGUCCGUAGACCACGUCUUCCAAACGAAGAUGGUCGACAUGCUGAAACAGACCGGCCGACCUGAGAUGGUCGUGGGGUGGUAUCACUCGCACCCUGGGUUUGGGUGCUGGCUUUCAAGUGUUGACAUCAAUACGCAGCAGUCGUUCGAACAAAUGCAGAAUCGCUGCGUCGCCGUUGUCAUCGAUCCAAUUCAGUCCGUGAAAGGGAAGGUGGUCAUUGAUGCCUUCCGUCUUAUCAAUCCACAAAUUGUUCUCUCUGGGCGUGAACCGCGACAAACGACAUCAAACAUUGGACAUAUCAAUAAACCUUCGAUCCAGGCGCUGGUCCAUGGACUGAACCGCCACUAUUACUCCAUCGCGGUCAAUUACCGCAAAACAGAGUUGGAGCAGUCGAUGUUGAUGAAUUUACACAAAAGGAAUUGGACAGAGGGGUUGAAGUUACGCGACUUUUGUUCACACAAGCAGAGCAAUGAGGCUGCUAUCAAGAAAAUGCUAGCUUUAUCUGGAGCUUACAACAAGUCUGUGCAAGAAGAGUCCACGCUAUCGCCGGAGAAGCUGAAGACGCGGCAUGUUGGUAAGCAAGAUCCCAAACGGCACCUCGAAGAAACGGUCGAAAAAGCAAUAGGGGAUCAAGUGGUGCAGAAUUUGGGCACGAUGUUGCUGGCAGAACUAUAGAACGUGUUGGAAACUUAUCCCUUACACACUUACAUGAUCCGCGCGGCGAAUACCCGUAAGGAAUUCCGUACCUAACAUCCUCAAAUGGAGUAUAGUGAUAGGGGUGGUGGCCCUGAGGUGUGCUUCUAGUUGUCAAGUGAUUGAUUACAAUCCACUUUGAGGGAGU